Messenger RNA from Spea bombifrons (plains spadefoot toad), 3626 nucleotides. RefSeq names its product chloride voltage-gated channel 1 (gene CLCN1). Gene Ontology annotation, cellular component: membrane. The transcript is spliced from 23 exons. Bases 436 to 3252 code for a protein of 938 amino acids. Gene Ontology annotation, molecular function: voltage-gated chloride channel activity. Lineage: Eukaryota; Metazoa; Chordata; Amphibia; Anura; Pelobatidae. The record is from RefSeq and is a predicted model, not a curated record. Gene Ontology annotation, biological process: chloride transport; transmembrane transport.
UGCUUGCACCCUUAACCAAGCUCCUUCCUCAUGAGGUCCCUAAGGAAUAGACAGUUCUAAGGCGCGGGAGAGACUUCUCUGGGCAGAGAGAGAGAGAGAUUUGCAGAAGAACUUCUUACCAAGAUAGAGCGAGGUGGCAUUUGGAGGGUUAGUGAGUGUACGCGGUGAGACUAACGAGUCGAAGGAGAGAAAGUGAAGAACCUGUCUUGGAGGAACGUUGGACGUAGCGAAGAGACCCAACCCAACGAAUGGUUAGAUGACCCAAGGAGAACAAAAUUGUACUUUGAGAUAUUUAGAAGGGAGUUUGAGUAGGAGACGGAAUGUGAAGAACGGGUGAAAGGAGAAGGGAUGAGCGACAAAUACUGGUAGCCAGAAGAACUUUAGUAAAAGAUACAGUUGGGAGGUGAGACUCAGCUGGUGGAAGGCGAGGGACAAAUGGAGAACCGGUACAAGGAACCCUCGAAAGACUCCAAAAACAAUGCCUGUAAAUCAGGCUGGUGGGGAGAUGAUAUUCAGUAUCAAUAUAUAAAACUCAGAGACUCCUCCAGCUAUGGGAUCCCCUGCCAGACAUCUGGCCCUCAGGAGACUCCAGGAGACCAGGCCCCGGCACAAUCAAAGACCUAUGGCCAUUACACCGAGGAACUCUCCAAUUUUGCCCGGAAAGAAGCAGCCAAAUUAUUGCGAGAAAAACCGAGUGGGAGUGUGACCAAACCACCAGACGUUAAAACAGAGUGUUACUCCAAGUGUCAGGUCUUUUUGCGGGCAGUGAAGCGAUACAUUAUCCGGAAGCUCGGGGAGGACUGGAUCUUCUUGGUUCUCCUGGGUCUGGUCAUGGCGCUCGUUAGUUGGGGUAUGGACUACGCCAGUGCCAAAAGUCUAAAAGGGUACAAGUGGAUGUAUAAGACCCUGGGACCCAACGUCUGGCUCCAGUAUCUCGCCUGGGUGUCGUUUCCCGUCAUCCUCAUAGUGUUUGCUGCUGCUUUCUGCCACCUCGUCUCUCCGCAGGCAAUAGGUUCUGGAAUCCCGGAGCUGAAGGUCAUUCUCCGGGGAGUGGUGCUGAAGGAAUACUUGACUCUGAAAGCUUUUAUGGCGAAAGUGAUUGGCUUAACGGCAUCGUUGGGGAGCGGGAUGCCCCUGGGCAAGGAGGGCCCGUUCGUACACAUUGCCAGCAUCUGCGCGGUUGUCCUUAGCAAGUUUAUGUCCGUGUUCUGCGGGGUGUACCAGCAGGCGUAUUAUUACACCGACGUUCUGACAGUGGGAUGUGCGGUUGGUGUCGGGUGUUGCUUUGGAACCCCAUUAGGAGGUGUGUUGUUCAGCAUUGAGGUCACAUCUUCAUAUUUUGCGGUGAGGAACUAUUGGCGUGGAUUCUUUGCAGCAACCUUCAGCGCUUUUAUAUUUCGAGUCCUUGCUGUAUGGAACAAAGAUGCAGUCACCAUCACUGCGCUCUUUCGCACCAACUUCCGCAUGGAGUUUCCCUUUGACCUCCAGGAGCUGCCUGCAUUUGCAGUGAUUGGCAUUUGCUGUGGAUUUCUUGGAGCUUUUUUCGUCUAUCUGAACCGCCAAGUGGUGUUGGGAAUCCGGCGGAACAAAACCCUGAGCAAUUUUUUGAGCCGUUAUCGUCUCAUUUACCCAGCGGUUAUCACCUUCUGUAUUGCGACGCUAACCUUCCCACCAGGAUUCGGACAGUUCAUGGCAGGAGAGCUUAUGCCUCGGGAAAGUAUCAGUGUUUUGUUUGAUAACCACACGUGGACCAAGCAUACGGGGGACACCUCAGUCCUUGGACGUUCCGCUGCCUUCAUCCACCCAAACAUCAGUGUCUUUGUCACUCUUCCCCUCUUUUUCAUCAUGAAGUUCCUGAUGUCUGUGGUCGCUACCACAAUGCCGAUACCAUGCGGAGCCUUCAUGCCGGUGUUUGUUCUUGGGGCUGCGUUUGGAAGAAUAGUUGGAGAGUUGAUGGCGUUUCUGUUCCCCAGCGGGAUUGAGUUUGACGAAAUCGUCUACAAAAUCUUACCUGGCGGCUACGCGGUUAUUGGGGCCGCUGCCCUCACGGGGGCCGUCACUCACACGGUCUCCACUGCCGUUAUCUGCUUCGAGCUGACGGGGCAGAUCUCCCAUAUCCUUCCUAUGCUUAUUUCGGUCAUCAUGGCGAACGUCGUUGCCCAGAACCUCCAGCCAAGUUUAUACGAUUCCAUCAUUCAGGUGAAAAGACUGCCGUACCUCCCAGAUCUGUCUUCAUGUCACGUCAGUAAAUAUAACAUUUUUGUAGAAGAUAUCAUGGUGAGGGAGAUCCGCUUUGUGUCGUCCCGCUGCACCUACGGAGACCUACUGAGCCUCCUGCAGAGCUGCGCGCACAAAACUCUGCCCCUAGUGGAGUCGGCAGAGUGCAUGGUGCUGCUGGGGUCCAUCGAGAGAUCGGAAAUAGUCGAUCUGCUGGAGAGAAUCCUAAGCCGGGAGAGGAGGCUUCGUCUUGCGUCUCCCCCCUACAAAGGUCAGAGGUCAACGGACCCAUCGGGCAAGAGGGACUCCUUCCGGUAUGUGGAUGAAGAAGAGACGGUGAUAGAAGAGGAAGUAAAGAAAGAGCUUGUAGAAGAGUGUAAUGGAUCAAUCAACCCAAAGAGUUCGGCUGAGACCACAAACGUCCCCCCGGAGCCAGCCAGCUUUUGUAUCAGGUUUCGCUCAGCAAUUCAGAGGAUAUUCUGCAACUCCGAGGAGGCCAUACCAGAAGAUCCGCCACAGGAACCUGAACUUGAAGACACCAUGACACCAGAGGAGAUAGCCGUGUGGGAGCAGCAGGAACUCGGGAAACCAGCUUCGUUUGACAGCUGCCUGAUUGACCCAUCACCAUUCCAGUUGGUGGAGAGGACAUCUUUGCAUAAGACGCACACUCUCUUCUCGCUGCUUGGCAUCAGUCACGCGUACAUCACCAGCGGCGGAAAACUCAAAGGCGUCAUUGCUCUGAAAGAGCUUCAGAAAGCGAUAGAAGGCACGGCCCAAUCUGGAGUCCGCCUGCGCCCUCCCUUCGCCAGUUUUCGUGAUGCCAGCCGUAGUUUAUCUCUGAAGAAAUCCCAGAGACAACCAGCAAGGGCUCCUCCAUCCCCAGACCCCUCCAUGCUCCUUGAUGACCCCACCACCCUCGCAACUCCAGACUCUGAGCUGGACGACCUGUCGGGUCAGGGGUCAGAGAACGUAUCCCAGAUCCUCAGAGACUUCCGAGCGACGUCCGAUCAAAGCGACGAUGAUGUUCCACUGUAACCUGUUGAGCGAGACAGCUGCAGUGCGACAGAAUGUGAUUCCUGGUAUCAGUCAGAGAUGGUCAGGAUACAUUUCAUUUAUUGGUACUAGCACUGCUUUGGACACUACUUACUGGACAGAUGUCAAUAGAUGUCAGCGGAUGCCACAAGCUUCUACACAGGGUGUUUUUGGCCCAUUCAUAUACUUACAUUAAGUACAUGCUUACCCUGUAUCCUGCUACUCAGAAGCUUGAAGAAUCUUGUUACUUUGUAUCACUUUCAAUAUGUCUACCAUGAUGCCAGAGCACACGGUGCAAGCAACCUACCUAGAAGCUGAGGCUUUACUCACCAUUCUCUGGUGCUUUUACAUCACCGAUGAUCUCCAACCAUUCAUCU